AACAAAGAUGGGAAUGCCACCUUUUUCACUUGAUUUCUUGUCAACAAAGAUGGGAAUGCCACCUUUUUCACUUGAUUUCUUGUCAACAAAAAGAUCAAAUCUCCAGAGUUUCCUUCAAUCGGUGACACCCAUUGUCCCUUCAAAACCUUUACCAAAGAGUAACAUGGAUGAUCAAAGUAGCAUAUGGAAUCCAAUUAGUGAUGAAUAUUUCACACUUAAAGAUUUGUGGGAUUGCUAUGAAGAAUGGAGUGCAUAUGGUGUUGGUGCUCCUAUUUGUCUGAAAAAUGAUGAUGAGACUGUUACUCAAUAUUAUGCUCCUUACUUAUCUGCAAUCCAAAUUUACACAGUCAGACCACCUUCCUCACUAAUAAGAAACUCAUCUGGAGAUCAUGAUGUGGAUGUUGACAUGGAAUGUUGGAGUGAUGCAAGUGACAACAGUGACAAGCUCUCGAGGUCUUUAAGUAACAACUCUGUUUCUGUAGAUUCAUGUUUUGAGCUCGAAACUCCAAGAGAUCGUCUUGGCUAUCUCUAUUUUCAAUUUUCUGAGACAUGCUCUCCUUUUUGGAGGAUUCCCUUUGCAGAUAAGAUCAUUGAAUUUGCUCAGACCUAUCCUGGACUCGCGACACUAAAAAGCACUGAUUUGUCUGCUGCAACUUGGAUGGCUGUUGCUUGGUAUCCAAUCUACCAUGUUCCCAUGAAAGGAAUUACUAAAAAUGUUUCGGCAAGCUUUCUCACUUACCAUACAUUGUCAUCAUCUUUCCAAGAUGCUGCAGAAGAGAAUUUUGAUAAUGAAACUGGUAAAGAAAAGAAGGGUGAGAGGGGAAUCCGUCUUAGUCCCUUCGGUUUAGCUGCAUACAAGAUGCAAAAUGAUGUAUGGCUAAACACUGAUACAUAUGAAGACUAUGAAAAGUUAAGUGAUCUUCAGAGUGCUGCAGAUUCAUGGCUGAAACAGCUUUCCUUUCAACACCAUGAUUUCAAUUUCUUCACUUCACAUGCUAACAUGGAGCUUGGUUUCUCAUUGUGAACUUGGUCACAGCCUAGGACAUCAUUAUUGCUAUGUUUUUCAGAUGGUUUUCUCCAAGAAACUGAAAUAUUAUGGUAUCCUCUUGCUUAUUUAUCUGGUUUUCUCCAGGAAACUGAAAUUGAUGAACCCUCAUCUAUUCAUAUGAAAAUACCUUUGAUGGCAGGAAAUUGUUAGCUAGUCCAAGACUAUACUUUCCUUUAUGGGUGUGUUUGGUAGGAAGGAAAAUGUUUUCUUGAAAAAUAUUUUUCUAGAAAAUAACAGGUGAUUUUACUUAUUUUCUUGUAUUUGAUAUGUAAAUAGAAAAUAUAGUUUCAAAAGCAUUUGUAUCUAAUCUUGGCAAACACUAUGGGAGUUGGGAUAGGGGGUAGGGUGUGGAGGGUGGAGGAGGUGGGGAUGGAGGCGAAGGCUAUGAGGGUGGAGUGGGUGGAGUAUGCUGGAGGGUGAGAGGGGCAAUCAAUAUGGAAUGUCACUUGUAGAAUUUGUUUUCUCUAUUUUCAUUAGCAAAUCAUUUUUCUUAUUUUUAUAGAACUUGUUUGCCUACCAAUCACACCUCCAUUUGGGAGAAUUCCAACCUUAUAAUAAAAC
Molecule: messenger RNA, 1609 nt
Organism: Lycium barbarum (goji berry)
Lineage: Eukaryota; Viridiplantae; Streptophyta; Magnoliopsida; Solanales; Solanaceae
Exons: 6
Coding region: 8-1024 (338 amino acids)
Source: RefSeq, a predicted model, not a curated record